AAAAUGUUUGGCUUGAAAAACAUGUUCACAAUUCAUUGUGAUAUACAGUAUAAAGAACAACUAUGAUCAGGUUUUCUGUUUUAAUCUGCCUAUCAGUUCUGCUGUUCAGCAGCUCAGCCAAGCCAUACAGGCCCAGAGAUAAAGUGUUGGGAAAAGCCAUUCAAGACACUAUGGAAUCUGAUUAUUUUAACGGAAAGAUUAUGCUGGGAAUGAAGGAGGUGGAGCCACUAGAGGACAUGGAUAAUACAGAUUAUGACAUUGAUCCCAGCAUGUCGAUAUACAAAGUUGUUAAAGAUGAAGUACGACAGAAAUACAACAGACCUGAGGAGGAUAAAGAUGCCAUCUACCACCCUUUCGAAUUAAAACUUCCGGCUGACUCCAAACAGUCUGGAUCUUUCCCUCAGCCACAUGAUCAGGUACGGUCGUAUGAUAAACCAGAAGAGGACAGGGAUGAUCUGUACCAUGGCGUGUUUGACAUAAUUGGUGAUGAACAACCAAUGGGAGUGGUAAAGGAUGCUCAAGUAAACAGAGAUAAUGUCAGGCCCAUGUACCUAAGCCCUGAAGAGGACAAAGAUCAUCUGUACCAUCCAGAUCUCAGAGGACAACAGCCUGACCAGCAUGCUCCACUGAAUAUGUACCCUAUUCACCAUAAAAAAGUGCACACAGAACCAGAAAUAGACCUGGAUGGUGUUUAUCAUCAGUAAGCAUAAUGAAAAUGUCUAAGAAAUGUCUAAGGGACUGCAUUGUUGGUUGUUCCAUUAUAAAUUAGCUAAAUGGUGUCUACUGUUUCAAACCUAAAUUAAAUGUUUAGAUAUAGAAUUAAGAAUAAUAAAGAAAUUUAAAGUAUGUAUGUUCAUUAGCUCUAAAUUAACCAUAGUUAGUAAGUCUUUAAAUGUACUCAUUAGAUCUGAUUUAAAUAAAUAAAAUGCAUUGUUUAAAUGAAAUCAUAUUAAAAUAAAUAAAAAGACUGAUUUGUCAACUUUCUGAA
Misgurnus anguillicaudatus (oriental weatherfish) is the source of this 988-nucleotide messenger RNA. RefSeq lists its product as uncharacterized. Lineage: Eukaryota; Metazoa; Chordata; Actinopteri; Cypriniformes; Cobitidae. The record is from RefSeq and is a predicted model, not a curated record.